ACGAUCGUUUAAAUAUGGCUGCUUUUAGAGGAUGUCAGAGCAGCUGGAGCGUGUUGCAAUAUCAGUGUCUACUUCUAGGUUCAUUAUAAAGAUAUUCAAUUAAAAAAUAUUUGUUAUGAACGGCGAUCGUUGAUAGGUGUGUCAUAUUUAUGGCAGGGGACGUCACCGGUCUGUCAGCGUCGGAUUCAAGCUCAUGUAUAUCAGAUCGUGAUUUGGUUCAGUGGAUGACUAAGCCGUCCUACUGCAUAGACACGCUCGGGGUGUUAAGCAUGGCACCAGGAUCUGUACGAUAUUUCAGCUGAUGCCUCUCCAUAUACUACGAGACCAUGAUUGGCUCACCAGAUGUGGUGGCGUUUACCAAAGAAGAUGACUUUGGGGAAUCAUUCUCCGAUCCAUUGUUGCUUCCGGAGGAGUUUUCUGUGCCUUUGUUCAAUCAUGCUGCCAAUGCAAAUCCCUGGACGAAGACAUCCUAUGCGAAAUUCUCGAAGGAUUUCAUCCUCAUCUCUGAGUUUUCAGAGCAGGUUGGACCACAGCCACUACUCACCAUUCCCAGUGACCCCAAAGUGUGCGGGACAUUCGACCUCAACUACUUUUCCCUCCGUAUAAUGUCAGUGGACUACCAAGCCUCUUUUGUAGGACAUCCGCCUGGAAGUAACUACCCAAAGCUUAAUUUUGUGGAGGACUCGAAAGUCGUCCUGGGUGAUUCUAAGGAGGGAGCGUUCGCCUACGUGCAUCAUCUGACGCUGUAUGAUUUAGAAGCACGUGGAUUUGUGCGGCCCUUUUGCAUGGCUUAUAUUUCAGCAGAUGAGAGAAAGAUUAUGCAGCAGUUUCAAGAGCUGUCAUCAGAGUUCAGCAAAGCUUCUGAAUUUCUCAAAACGGGAAACAGGAAAGCGUUUGCAAAUGAGCUGGAGAAGAAACUGAAAGAUUUGGAGUACACCCGAUCUGUGCUGCAUAAAGAGACAGAGCUGCAGAAAAUGAACAGUGGCUGUUAUUCCACACAAGCUAUUGAAAAGGCAAAUGAACUGGCCAAUGUGGAAAAGUCUAUUUAUGAACACAAAGAUCUGCUGAGACAAAUCACAUUUUAUCCUUCGAGGAAAGAGAAAGAUAUGGAUUUUGUGCAAUGUGAGACAGAGAAAGCCACAGAGAUUAGUGCAGUGGAUGAUACACUAACGUGUAACUCAGACAAUGCAGUCAAGUCUGUAGAAACUGAAAAUGAUAAUAAGAAGUCUACAUACACGCCUCAGUUUAUAAAAGCCAAGUCUGCCAAGUGCUUCGACAAACGUUUGAAAACACUUGAAGAGCUCUGCGACACAAACGUUUUCCACCAAACCCUAGAGCAACUGAACCUAGUUGAGAAGUCAUUCCGAGGAGAUCUCUGCUUCAUUUACACCAGCCAGAUCAACAGGGCUCUUCUGACCAAACAAAGAGUUACUAGUUUCCUCUUUGAAGCCGAAGCAGACUGGAAAGUCGAAACCUCAAAGAAUUUCAAUGUCAGUUCAAAUAAUCCUCCAAUCCCCAUUCUGAAUUUAUCUAGUGAGCCGAUGAGCCUCGAGUCGUACACUACGUGUGUAGAUGUAGAUCACAUCAAACCGAGCGGGGAGUCUAUUGAAGUGCCUGCAGAGUCGAGUACGUCUGACAUCACCCAGGAGACCUCUGAGGCAGCAGACACAGAAACCAAAGGCAGUUUCAGUAGUGACAAGAGCAUCGAGACCUUUGGAAGUGUUAGUCCUUCCAAUCUGCAGUCAAAUUUCUUUGAUGGUCUCGAAAGGAGUAAAGUGUCCACCACUUCCUCAUCUGAAGAUCAAAAAGUGGGCAAGAUGUCUCCACAUAGGACAUCUGAUGGAAGUCCCGCUGAGGUGUUUGGAACUGGAAAUCUCAUCCCAAUGGACUCGGCGUGCUGUAUUGGACAGGAUGGUUUUAUCUACGAGGAACCAACACCUGAGAUUGCUCAGGAGUGUUGCGGGGACACGGUGGUGAACCAAGAGCCUUUGUCCCUUCUUCACGGAGAUCCCACCUUACAGAUGGACUACAUCCUGGAACACUCGACUCUCGUGGGGAGCCCCAAUAUGGGGUUGACGUUUUCAGAACUAAACACUAGUGCUCUCUCUGAGGAGGUGGCAAGAAUAAACAUCGAAGAUGUCUCCGAUAGCGCUAGUUACAUGAGCACCUCCACCAGUUCUGACAGAGCGGCGUCUCCUUUUACCUACGGCAGUGUGUUAACACUAAAGCAGAAGAAGAAGGCCGGGCACAACGCUCUUCGGUUUAUCAGACAAUAUCCAUUCGCUCAUCAAGCCAUCUUCUGCCUUCUGAGUGGCCGGACACUUGUUAUACUAGGGUCAGACGAGGGCACGGUAAGAAAGCUAGUCAAUGCUUUGUUAAUUUUUGUGCCCAACCUUGGUAAAUAUGGCGAAACUGUCCAGCCGUGGCUUUCGACACCAUUUCAGCUUGCCGACCUGCAGAGAUGGAAACUUAUUGGAUUGCAGAGAGCCGCCUCUCCUGCCGGGUGCAGCAUACUCCACUCUUUGAAUCGAUACAGCCGUUACAUAAGCAUUUUGGACUGUGAUAACAAGACCCUUCGAUGUCCGCCGUACAAAGGAACACUGAUUAACCACAUGGCAGACCACAGGACACAGAUCAAACGUGGCAGCACCUACUUUCUUCAUGUUCAGAGCCUCUUGACUCAGCUUACAGCUAAGGCCUUCCUGUACACAUUCUGUCAUCACAUUCACCUUCCCAUGGAUAUGAAUGACCAGGGCUCGGUGACAUCACGCAGGACUAACUUCUUGUUACAGCUGGGUUACACUGUGGAAGAGAGUAAAAUCGUCCAGUACCUGAGUGAACUCAUCAAGACGCAUUAUAUUCAGGGACACCUGAAAGGGAUCAACCAGUCGUUCUUUUCUUUUAAUUAUACCACGAGCUAUUUGUACAAAAUUUGAAUGUGAAAGGUUCAUUUCGAUGUCUGUUUCGAUUGUAAGUUAAAAUCAGGAGACCAAAUGUGUUGAAUGUAAUUGUAAUGCGUAUAUUUUUUGAAGAAUAUUCCCACGGGACUCCUAAAAGCAGAGCGUUUAAUGUUUGACGUUGCUAACAUGGUCUUGAAUAUUUGUUUAGUGUAGUCAUUGCAUAUAUUAAUGUAUUGGACUAAACAUACAAAGUCGGAGAAGUUUGAUCUCAUUGAUUUGAAGACCUUACAAAAGCCGUUCUGAAAUGAUUUACUGUUGCACAAGUAGAUUUACAGUUGGAAAUAGGGCACACAGCUGCAGUCAGCUACAGCUCAUUGAAAGACACAAGCUGUGUAGUUUGUGACAGAUACAGCUGCACAGGAGGAGAUUUCCUAAUCAUGAUUUAAUUUAUCCGGUCCUGGUGGCUGGUUUAAUAAUUAACAAUGCUCUUCUGUCUUCAUAAGCAAUGCAUUGUUGCAACAUGAAAAUCCCCAGCAUAUCUUCUAUGAAAUUAAUUGUAGUGUCAGGAGAACAGUUGUACAUGUCUAUUUAUUUAUUACAGCCUUCAUGAAACCGUGCCAUUAAAAUUAGGUCGUUUUAAAGUGUUAUUUCCAAAAACACGUUCAGGCUAGUAUUCAAUUUGAUGUAACUGGAUGGAUUGGUCAAGCCUUUUGAUACUUGCGUUUUGGGUUUGUUUCAAGUCAGAUUAAUUAUUAAUACAGAGAAUAUUUGAACGUUGUCCCCUUCUUGCCCUUUCCACUUCAAGUAUGGAUCUGAUGAGAAAAAAUGGAACAUUUUUGUAUAAUGCAAAAGUCUUGGUUUAUCAUAAACGCAAGGUUUCAAAAAAGAUUGUUGGGAUUUAAAUGCAAAAAAGGAGUGACCAACCCUCUGUGCUUUAAUGUAAUUACGUGAUGAGGUGAAAGAAUGUACUGCAUGUUAUACUGUCACAUUGUGGAGAACUGUUACACAACUGUCUGCAUGUUUGAGGACCACAAAGAUUUAAUGAUGGAAAGAUAUGGUGGUAUUUAUAGGCACUUCCACUGUAUACUACACAAUGUAUAAUUCAGCCUUUCUAGAUAUUAAUAAUUGAUAUGAAUCGUCGUGUCUGAGUGGUGUGCAAGCAAUGUCAGCAUGAUAAACUGUGGGUGGUGGACUUGCACUUCUUAAUGUUGGUGGUCGCAGUGACCCUCAAGUGAACGAUAAUGGCGGUUGAUGCCAAAAUACAUUGUCUGUAAUUGUUAUUCCCACUACUGCAUGAUCGCAGUUGUAGACCAAAAUUAUAUGCCUUCUAACUGCUACUGUUCUCCGUUUCAUCACAAGUGUGUCUUAAUGUGAAGUUGUUUCAGUUACCCAGUGAUUAUUGGCCAGUGAACGUGUUUUCAGUAACAGAUAAUUGCAAACAAAUGCAGUCUGCUGAAUGUAAACGAAGAAUAAGCCAUACAAGUUUAAGCACACUAUCUUCCAAGGUUCUUUUCUUUUUGCUGUUUUUGAACAAAUUUGCUGUAAUUGUCCGAAUCGUACAUUUUUGAUGCACCUUUUCAUCUAUCUUAUGACAGUAUUGUGAGCUAAAGGUGAGGUGUAAUCUUCAUGAUAAAAUACUUAUGGAUGUUAAGUCAACUAAAAGGUCAUCCCAGUGUUUUGAGUUACUGCCCACUGUGAAUUUACUCUGUCUUCAAUUUCAUUAAAUUAUUUCUUAUUGA
Triplophysa rosa is the source of this 4639-nucleotide messenger RNA. It is a transcript of the gene smcr8a, whose product is annotated as Smith-Magenis syndrome chromosome region, candidate 8a. The transcript has 3 exons. The record is from RefSeq and is a predicted model, not a curated record. Lineage: Eukaryota; Metazoa; Chordata; Actinopteri; Cypriniformes; Nemacheilidae. Gene Ontology annotation, molecular function: GTPase activator activity. The coding region runs from base 327 to 2936 and encodes 869 amino acids. Gene Ontology annotation, cellular component: guanyl-nucleotide exchange factor complex.